UCCACACUCCUAUAAUAGACCUCACUCUUCCUCUUUCUUCAUCCGGGUUCUCAAAACUCUUCUUCUUCUUCUUCUUCUUCUCUCUCUCUCUCUCCAAAAUCCAAGGAGCAAACUUUUCUUGAUUCAGCCAUGACGUUUCCUUAUCUGGAAGCUGUAGUCGGUUUUAUGAUACUGAUGUACUUCUUUGAGACUUAUCUGGAUUUGCGUCAACAUGCUGCUCACAAGUUACCAACACUUCCUAAGCCUCUGUUAGGAGUGAUAAGCCAAGAGAAAUUUGAAAAGUCCCGGGCUUAUAGUCUGGAUAAAAGCGGCUUCCAUUUUGUUCAUGAAUUUGUAACUAUAGUGUUAGAUUCUGGAAUUUUGUAUUUCGGUUUACUGCCAUGGUUCUGGAAGAAAGCAGGAGACUUUUUAGUACAUGCAGGCUUUGAUGCAGAAAAUGAAAUACUGCACACCUUGGCUUUCCUUGCUGGGGUUAUGAUAUGGUCGCAGAUUACUGAUUUGCCCUUUUCUCUCUACUCAACUUUUGUGAUCGAAGCUCGCCAUGGAUUUAAUAAGCAAACUAUAUUGUUAUUCCUAAAAGAUAUGGUGAAAAGUAUUGUCCUUGCAAUUGUGAUUGGACCUCCUAUUGUAUCUGCAAUCAUUUUCAUUGUACAGAAAGGCGGACCAUACUUGGCUAUCUACCUCUGGGGAUUCAUGUUUGUUCUGUCUAUAGUGAUGAUGACUCUCUAUCCUGUUCUGAUCGCCCCUCUUUUUAACAAGUUCACCCCACUUCCUGAAGGAGAGCUAAGAACGAAAAUUGAGGAGCUUUCCUCCUCACUGAAAUUUCCCUUGAAGAAAUUGUUCGUGGUUGAUGGAUCUACUAGGUCAAGCCAUAGCAAUGCUUACAUGUAUGGUUUCUUCAAUAACAAGCGUAUAGUCCUCUAUGACACUUUGAUACAGCAGUGCAAGAAUGAUAAGGAGGUUGUUGCUGUUAUUGCACAUGAACUAGGGCACUGGAAACUCAAUCAUACCAUGUAUUCUUUCAUUGCUGUGCAGAUUCUUACAUUUUUGCAAUUUGGAGGAUAUACACUUGUGAGAAAUUCAAAGGACCUGUUUGAGAGUUUUGGAUUCCAUGGUACGCAGCCGGUGCUCAUUGGUCUCAUCAUUUUUCAGCACACUGUGAUACCUCUGCAGCACCUUGUAAACUUUGCCCUGAAUCUAGUGAGCCGGUCUUUCGAAUUUCAGGCUGAUGCUUUUGCAAAGAACCUGGGAUAUGCAAGUGAACUCAAGUGCGGUCUUGUGAAGUUGCAGGAAGAGAACUUGUCAGCAAUGAAUACAGAUCCAUGGUACUCAGCUUAUCACUAUUCUCAUCCUCCCCUCGUUGAAAGAUUAGCAGCACUAGACGAAACUGACAAGAAACAAGACUGAUACAAGUGCGACUUUGGCCGGAGAUGUACUCAUUAUUCAGGUGUAUGUAGCACAUUUUUUUUUGUCGCAAUUCGAACUGUACGAAACUUGGCACUAACUGAUAGAUGGAUAUACGUAUGCUCCAGAAUUUUACCACUACAAGUCGUUGGGAAGAAUUAGAAAGGGAAUGAGGUUAUUAAUUUAUUAUGUGAAUUACAUGUAUGAAAUUUUCCUUAGUUGAAAUUUAUGCCCGUAGUUCUUGCUGC
Messenger RNA from Beta vulgaris subsp. vulgaris (sugar beet), 1652 nucleotides. Its product is annotated as CAAX prenyl protease 1 homolog. Gene Ontology annotation, biological process: CAAX-box protein processing. The coding region runs from base 130 to 1407 and encodes 425 amino acids. Lineage: Eukaryota; Viridiplantae; Streptophyta; Magnoliopsida; Caryophyllales; Amaranthaceae. Gene Ontology annotation, molecular function: metalloendopeptidase activity. Gene Ontology annotation, cellular component: endoplasmic reticulum membrane. The transcript has 14 exons. The record is from RefSeq and is a predicted model, not a curated record.